CGGCAGAAUGAGAGGAACGCGCCUGCGCCAGGGUGCUGCUCGGGUUCUCCGCUCAGCCGGGUAGUCGUUCUCGGUCGGUGCACCUGUUGGCAUCGGUCGUUCAACACUGAUUCUUCCCUUGAGUCUUCUUGAAGAAUCCCGACUCUUCUCACAUCCUAAGCCAGAAGAGACGGGGAGAAAGAGCCGGCAUAACCCGGACGACGUCCCAGGGCGGUCCUCGCGCGCCCGACCGGGCAGUUCAGAGUGAGGAGCACCUCUCUCUUGCUUCUCUCUGUAAAGCAGCAUCUCAUGGUGCAGGAGCUCGAUCAUGCAACCUCCCCCCCAGGCUGUCCCGUCUGGCGUGGUCCGGCCGCCUCCGUCCGGGAGUCCUCAGAGCAUGUUCUGGUCCAACAGCCCGUACAGGAGACAGGCCAAUAGUAAUGCACCGGUGGCCCCGAUAACCUGCCCACUGCAGCCGGUGACGGACCCGUUUGCUUUUAGUAGACAGGCACUCCAAAAUGCAUCAUUGGGCAGUUCGUCUAAAAGCAGCCCACCUGUUGUGCAAGGCCCCACCCCACCAUUGUCUCUUCAGCGUGCCGGUCUGCCUGGGCCACACGCAAAUGCCGGGGAUGGCUCCCAAGGACCCUGCGAGCCUCUGCCAGGCCCUCUGUUGCAGCUCAGGUCAGAUGCUAGCCCAUUUCCCGGCGUGCUGAGCCCCUCGGCACCGCCUGGGCCCGAGGCGAACAGGAGAGUCGAGGUCACUCCCGGCCCGGAGCCUGAAGUUCAGACCCCACCGUAUCCUCCUCAGUACAUUCCAGGAGUGGGUCCUGACAGCUGUCGUGUGGGCCAUCCACAGGCGAACACGCCGCGGCCCGACAGACCCCUGAGCAGGCCGAGCCCGCACGACGGCACCGCGACACCAGCAGCGCCCCCUUUCCUCCCUCAGCCUCGUCAGCAAACGCCCGGGCAGUGGGGGCCGGUGCAGGGAGGCCCGCAGCCUUCGGGGCAGCAUUACCGGCCCUGCCCAGAGGGGCCUGUGCAGAACACGGUGUGCCACGCCUCCAGUGCUGCCCACUUUCCCGCUCCGUCCAACCUGCGUCAGGGUCCUGGCCACGAGCAACAUGGCCCCCUGGUGUCUUUACCGGAACCCUCGGCCAGUGACGGGAGAAAUGAGGCGGUCUACCUGCAAAGUGGAAACCACUUAGCAAAUAGCUUUGAUCCAGAAAAUGCAUUCAGGCAGAAUUCCAGAGUUGGGAACGCUCGGGCGGGCCAGGAGUUCAGGUUGAGGCCAGGAGUGAAUCGAGGGCACUUGUCAGACCUGGCUCUCGUUAACCCCCUCACUCAGGGAAACGGCCCAGAAGGCCACUCGCACACCCCGCUGGGUGCCGGGAGCAGCUGGACCCUGCCAGAAGCGGGCUCGGGAGCGCUCUCCAUGUUUUUCAAAGGAGGAGAGACAGAGAAUGAAGAGAACCUCACAUCUGAAAAAGCAGUCUCUGCUGGUCAGUCUGACUUUGAUGGUUUCUCCCCCGGCCUGGGCCUCGGCCAGCCUCCUGCACACAUGGGGCCAGGAGGCGUUUAUCAGGCCUUCCUCAAAGGUUCCAGCAGCGAGCCCACGCAGCAGACAGGAGACCCACAGCCUUAUUUUUCUCAGUCUGCAGGCAUCCGACACGACAAAGCAACCACUAACGCUGCCACUGUUGACAUGUGGGGUGACACAGCACGUACGGGGGCUCACGGUGCUGGCGGCCCACAGUACGAGAACGUCGAGAACUUAGAGUUCAUUCAGAACCAGGAAGUGCUGCCAAGUGAGCCCCUAAGCGCAGACCCUUCCUCUCCAAGCGCUCAGCUCAGAUACGGGCCCCUUCCCGGGCCGGCUGUCCCCAGGCUCAGUGCCGUGGGCCCCACUGGAGGCGGGGGCCCUAAUCUCGAGGCCCCAGAUGCGACGGCGCACCCUGCGCGGUCUGAGAGCAUGUCUUCCAGUUACAGCAGCCAGAGCCACCGGGGUCUUCCCAGUGCAGCCAGGCCCCACGACUCGGGGGGCACGUUCAUUCAGCAGGAAGUUGGAAAACCUGAAGAUGAGGCUCCGGGGAGGUUUUUUAAGCAGAUCGAUUCUUCUCCUGUGGGAGGCGAGACAGACAAGAGCGCUGAGAGCCAGAAUGACCGCGGCAGCGUCGCGCCCCAGCCCGUGGCCCCUAGCCCCCCAAAACCCACGGGGAUAUUUCAGACGAGUGCAAAUAGUUCUUUCGAGCCAGUGAAAUCGCACUUCACUGGAGUAAAGCCAGUCGAGGCAGACCGCGCCAACAUGGUGGGCGAGGUGAGGGGGCCCAGCGCCCACCAGAAGCAGCACAGAGCAGCCGCUGCCGCGCCCGACGCCUCCCCUGGCAACCUGGAGCAGCCCCCCGACAACAUGGAGACCCUCUUCCUGCCCCGGGUCUGCGCUCCACCUCUCACCACACCCACGGAGGCCAGUCCCGGGCUUCUGCAUGCCGCGGGGCCGCCCUUGGAAGCUGUGCUCCCCGCGCCUGAGAAGAGGCCCUUGACCAGGGCGCAGGGGGCUGUGAAGUGUGAGAGCCCAGCCACGACUUUGUGGGCGCAGAACGAGCUGCCAGAUUUUGGAGGCAAUGUCCUCCUAGCCCCAGCUGCCCCCGCACUUCACGUGCCCGCGAAACCUCAGCCAUCUGAAGUGAUCCAGCCUCCAGACGAGGGGGUGUGCGGCCAGCAGUCCCGGCAGCCGGGCCCCGGCCCCACCGUGCAGAGCAGGGACGGCAUUGGUGCUUCUGAGAAUCUCGAGAAUCCUCCCCAGAUGGGCGAAGAGGAGGCCCUCCCGUCCCAGGCAGGUCCCGGUUAUGCCAGUCUGCUGUCCUCCCCACCCACCGAGUCUUUGCAGAAUCGGCCGGUCUUGAUCGCGCAGCCUGAUCAGAGCUACAGUUCGGCUCAGCCGUCCUGGAGAGACUCUGGGCUGGCGGGAGAGAAGCCCACGGUCAGCAGCCAGGCCGCUGGGGGUGAUUCUGGGGAAAACGCUCCUUUGUCUGGGGCUCCGGCUGGCGCCCUCAUCGGCUCGCCUCUGCCUAACCAUCUUGCCCAGAGUAAUUUCCCACAAGUUUGUGGUACCUCGGAAAUGGUUUCCAGUCAACCUGCUAAUUUGCUGGUUCAACAGCCAUCUCAUCCAUUUCCGAAGAACUUGCUUCCGGAAAGUCAAAAGAUGCAUAACGCAGAGAGCAUUCUUCCCGAGUUAGUUACCAGUCCUGCUGGAAGCACAGGCGUGAUGUUAGUUCUUCCUGCGAACAAUACCUCAGUACCUGAUGGUAAUAAGGCACAUCACUCCAGCAGUCGGGAUGAAGCUUCGGGAGCCCUAGACUUUACAUUCGGUCGGACUUUGGAAAAUCCUGUAGGAAUGUAUAGCCCGGCUCAAGCUGAUAGCCCAGCUUCUUGCCAGCAAACCAUCUCCAGUCACAGACCACUGCAUGGGCCUGGGGCACAUACCGCAGACCGUUUCUACCAACAGGUGACAAAAGAUGCUCAGGACCAGCAUGGACCAGAGAGAGCCCAGCAGGAGCCGGCCCCUCCCCCUCCCCAGGGGCCCAAAGCAGCACUUCCAGAGCCUUCAAACCCAGGAGGUCCACCAGUGCAAGGACAGCCCCCAAGCCCAACCCAUCCGUCUGCAAGUCCGGCUCCAGCUGACGUGGGCCAGCAGCUGCUGCCUCGACCACCUCGGUCCUCCAGCGUGUCCGUCGCAUCUACCAGCUCAAGCCAGGCGGCCGCGCGGUCUGACCAGCAGUGGCUGCAGCCGCCGCCUCCAGACUUGGCGUCCUACUACUAUUACAGGUCCCUGUAUGAUGGCUACCAGCCCCCGUACCCCUCACCGUACCCACCGGAUCCUGGCACCGCCCCCCACUAUUACCAGGACAUGUACGGCCUCUAUGAGCCCAGAUACAGGCCCUACGAUGGUGCAGCCGCUGCCUUCGCAGAGAGCUACCGCUACCCUGAGCUCGAGCGGCCCAGCUCCCGGGCGAGUCACUGCUCGGACCGGCCAGCUGCCAGGCAAGGGUAUCCUGAAGGUUACUAUAAUUCCAAAAGUGGAUGGAGCAGUCAGAGUGACUACUAUGCAAAUUAUUAUUCCAGCCAGUACGAUUAUGGAGAUCCAGGUCACUGGGAUCGGUACCACUAUGGUUCUCGGUCCAGGGACCCCCGCACCUACGACCGGAGGUGUUGGUAUGAUGCUGAGUACGAUCCGUAUAGGAAGGAAAGCUAUGCUUAUGAGGACAGGCCUGAGAAAUACGACGACCGCUGGAGGUACGACCCCCGCUUCACCGGGAGUUUUGACGACGAGCCUGAGCCCCACAGGGACCCCUACGGGGAGGAGGUGGACCGGCGGAGCGAGCACAGCGAGCGCUCAGCGCGGAGCCUACACAGCAGCUUCAGCUCCCACUCCCACCAGAGCCAGGUGUACAGAGGUCAUAGCGUGACGGCUGGGCCCUACGAGGCGCCCCCUCCACCGGGCUCCUUCCACGGCGAUUAUGCCUACGGCCCCUACGGCGGCGAUUUCCACGGCACCCUGGGCUUCCCGGAGUACAGCUACCCUGCUGAGGCCAGCUGGCCCUCCGCGGAGCAAGCUCCAUCGAGACCAACUUCUCCUGAGAAAUUCUCAGUGCCUCAUGUCUGUGCCAGGUUUGGUCCUGGGGGUCAGCUCAUCAAAGUGAUUCCAAAUCUGCCUUCAGAAGGGCAGCCUGCGUUGGUUGAAAUUCACAGCAUGGAGACCUUGCUGCAACACACGCCAGAGCAGGAGGAGAUGCGGGCAUUCCCGGGGCCUCUUGGCAAAGAUGACACCCAUAAAGUGGAUGUUAUUAAUUUUGCACAGAGCAAAGCUACAAAAUGUUUACAGAAUGAAAAUUUAAUUGACAAAGAGUCCGCAAGUCUUCUUUGGAGCUUUAUUGUUCUGUUAUGCAGACAGAAUGGGACUGUGGUGGGCACAGACAUCGCGGAACUCUUGUUACGAGACCACCGAACCGUGUGGCUUCCUGGGAAGUCACCCAGUGAGGCCAACCUGAUCGAUUUCACUCAUGAGCCUGCGGAGCAAGUGGAGGAGGAGUCGGGGGAGGCCCAGCUCUCAUUUCUCACCGACAGUCAGGCCACCACCACCCUCGAGAAGGACACGGAGCGGUUCCGAGAGCUGCUGCUCUACGGCCGGAAGAAGGAUGCUCUGGAGUCCGCGAUGAAGAACGGCUUGUGGGGUCACGCCCUGUUACUUGCCAGCAAGAUGGACAGCCGGACGCACGCCAGAGUCAUGACCAGGUUCGCCAACAGCCUUCCGAUCAACGACCCUCUGCAGACGGUCUACCAGCUGAUGUCCGGGCGGAUGCCAGCCGCGUCCACGUGUUGUGGAGAUGAGAAGUGGGGAGACUGGCGGCCGCACCUGGCCAUGGUUUUGUCCAACCUGAACAACAACGUGGACGUGGAAGCCCGGGCGAUGGCCACGAUGGGGGACACUCUGGCCUCGAGGGGACUCCUUGACGCUGCGCACUUCUGCUACCUCGUGGCCCAGGUUGGAUUUGGGGUUUAUACCAAGAAAACCACAAAACUUGUCUUAAUUGGAUCAAACCACAGUUUGCCAUUUUUAAAGUUCGCGACCAACGAAGCUAUUCAGAGGACAGAAGCCUAUGAGUACGCUCAGUCCCUGGGGCCGCAGACCUGCUCCUUACCCAGCUUCCAGGUGUUCAAGUUCAUCUACUGCUGCCGCCUGGCUGAGAUGGGGCUCCCCACGCAGGCCUUCCACUACUGCGAGGUGAUUGCCAAGAGCGUCCUGGCGCAGCCCCACAGACACUCCCCGGUGCUGCUCAGCCAGCUGGUUCAGGUCGCCUCCCAGCUGCGCCUCUUUGACCCUCAGCUGAAGGAGAAGCCGGAGGAGGAGGCCACCACGGAGCCAGCCUGGCUGGUCCAGUUGCAGCUCAUGGAGAAACAGGUCAAGGAGGGCACUGUGGCGUGGAGUCUGGACAGAGCCUUCCGCCCGCGCUGUCCCAGCUCGCCACGCUCCGAGGUGGGGCCCUGUGAUGGCCCAGCACCCGCCCAGCCGGCGGGCCUAGGCACCGACAACGUGCUGCUGGCGCCGCCUGUGCCCGGCGCUGACCACUUGGGCCAGGACGUGCGGCUGCUGCCCUCAGCUCCACUGACGCUCCCUGAUGGUCAGCCGGCCUUCCCCGCCAGGGUGCUGAUGUUCCCAGUGCCACCACCCGUGGGCUCUGUCGAGCUGGGGCCUGGCUCUGGACCCCCAGGGGCUGCACUUGGCUUUCCAGAGCCCUCUGUGCCUGAUCCUGUGGCUCCGUACCCAGGGCCUGGCCUGCCAUCUGGCACACCAUCUCUCCAAGAGACUGAACAUCUGCUCCCGGAGGCCAGGAGCCAGGACGCAGGAGUGAUGCCACGAGAGGCGCCCGGCAGAGACGCGCUGUCAGAGCUGGGAGAGGAGGAUUUCGGCGGAAAAUUUGCCAAUGUGGGCUCCUCAAGGACGUCCCAGGGCUCCGAGUCGUCUCCGGGCUGGGGGAGCGCUGGCUCAGGGGCCCUGCAGCCGCCUCCGCCUCUGCCUCUGACGCCCACGCCCGACGUGAAGAGACCUGUCCAGGCAGCCAAGAAAGAGAACAAGGAGCCUAAGAAGAGCAGCGAGUCCUGGUUCUCUCGUUGGCUGCCUGUGAAGAAGAGGACAGAAGCUCACUUGCCAGACGACAAGAACAAAUCGAUUGUCUGGGAUGAAAAGAAGAACCGCUGGGUGGACACGAACGAGCCGGAGGAGGAGAAGAAGGCUCUGCCCCCACCUCCCACAUCCCUUCCCAAGGCUCUGCAAGCUGCCCACCCUGGCCCUGGAGGGCCCCCCAGAACCGCUGUGAACAUGUAUUCUAGAAAAGCAGCCCGAGCCCGAGCGCGCUACGUGGACGUUCUGAACCCGGGGGGCCCCCAGCGGAGCGAGCCAGCCCUUGCUCCCGCGGACUUCUUUGCGCCACUGGCCCCGCUCCCGAUUCCCACACAGCUGUUCGGACCAGACCCAGAUGCAGAGGAAGCACCGCCCGCCGAGGGGGCUGGCAGGGAAGGGCAGGCACCGGCGGGGGGGCCAGCCAAUCCAGAGCCCGCCUCGGAGCCCAAGGUGCUCAGUUCUGUGGCGUCGCUCCCUAGACCUGAACGGCCACCCUCCGAAGCGGACGGUUCCCAGGGAGGAGAGCUUUCGCGCUGUAGUUCACUGAGCUCGUUAUCACGUGAAGUGAGCCAGCAUUUUAACCAGGCUCCCGGGGCUCCCCCCGCCGCAGCGGUGCCCUUCUACGACCCUGCGCAGUUCGCACAGGCCUCUGCUGCCUCUGGAAGUUCAAGGAUGGGAAGGAUUGGCCAGAGGAAGUACCCAGCAUACUGAGCUAGAAUGGUCCCUGUCCUGGACUGGCAUUUGGAACCCUGAAGUGAUUAUUCCACCAAGGGCUCAGACUGAUUGCCUGCGACUCCCGUCUGUUCCCAAAUGGAGACAGAUGCAGUGAUUCAGAAAUGAUUUAUGAAGUGUCGCCAGCAUUAAUUCCACACCUUCAGGAAGCUGGAUGAAAAGAGGGAAUCUGUGACUUACUAGAAUCUUACACCUGAAGGAAUGAUUUAAGGAUCCAACAUUCACAGUCAUUUGAGGAUGUUACACUGAGUGAAGCUGGAAACAUCUUGGCUACGGGAGGACUUUGCUUUUCAGUAACUAAGGCAUCUCUCAAAACCUAACGGUGAAUUAUUGCCAGAUAAAUCCCAGGGGUCCUUCAAGACGCUGGAAGGAAACAGUGCACCUUUGACUCAGAGAGGAACGCGGCCAGGGGUGCACGUCCUGAGGUGGUCAGCCCCCACCGUGGUCAGCCCCCACCUCGCGCUGUUGAACCUGGAAGGAUGCUUCGUCUCAAAGGAAACACGGGCUUCAUUUAGCAACAGUUCCGUUAGGUUUCGAGAGCGGCCCUCGCUGCUGACGUGUGUUUAUCUCCUGUAGCGAAGAUGUGUCCAGCCCUGCGUAAUUUCCUGUGGCCUCACUAGGACCAUGACGCUUCCACGCAGCCGGAGGGCCUGGCUCUGCUGUCAACGAGGGGUGGCUCCAUCGCUGGGACAGAGCCACAGGGGCCUCGUGCUCUGAUGUGACUGAUCCGAGUUAAUAAACCAGUGUCACAACUGUGACUGGUGAGUUUGGUUUGGAUUUUUCCCUGCGGACCAGCUGAGGCCAUGUGUUCUGGCCCGCCUUCACGCUGCAGUCCAGUGGUCUGGCUUCCUCUCACCAUUGCGUCAUUUAAGGAGUUGGUAACAUCUUGAAGAAAGUGGCUUAAAAUAAUUUCUUGUCAGAAGCUCUGGAAUCUGAUCUUUCUGCACCGAGACCUUCCGUGGCUAAUACGCUGACUCAGCCUGUGAACCUGCACAGGAAGACCUCCUCCUGGUGGACUCAGCUUUAAGGCUUCAUCGACUGUUCUUAAAACUGUUCACUUUCUUCUUCAGUCUAAGGAAAAGAUUUAAAUAUUUAAAAAAAUCAUUAGGAAAUAAUUUCUGUAGAACGCUGGGGGAACAUGGUUUGUUGGGGCUUUAGUCUAAGGGUAGGGCUUGUGUGAGGGUGGGGUCCGCGCGGGCCGCUCUGGGCCACCUGCCGUCUGGGAAGGACUCACAGAACGGUUUCCAGAAUGUUUCACUGAUUCGUCCCUUUGGGAGAGGCCGACGUUGCCGACGGGCAGUCUCUCGCGCCCCAGGGCCAGCGCUCGGUGCAGUUCCUGGGCCGAAACCCACCUGGCGCCCUCGGCUUCCUCCUCAGCCCUGCCCGUCGUCCUCUGUGUUUGACUGCCAGCGACUUUUGAUUCAAGAAGCUUCCUCCGAGGCGGGAGCUGCUAUUUUUCCUAAAUGCACAUUGUUCAAUAAAAUAUUUUGCGCUCUCA
Mesoplodon densirostris (Blainville's beaked whale) is the source of this 8888-nucleotide messenger RNA. RefSeq names its product SEC16 homolog A, endoplasmic reticulum export factor (gene SEC16A). NCBI's taxonomy places the organism in Eukaryota, Metazoa, Chordata, Mammalia, Artiodactyla, Ziphiidae. The transcript is spliced from 31 exons. The coding region runs from base 308 to 7369 and encodes 2353 amino acids. Gene Ontology annotation, cellular component: endoplasmic reticulum exit site; ER to Golgi transport vesicle membrane. The record is from RefSeq and is a predicted model, not a curated record. Gene Ontology annotation, biological process: COPII vesicle coat assembly; Golgi organization; autophagy.